Messenger RNA from Paramecium sonneborni, 494 nucleotides. The record is from the annotation of a GenBank genome assembly. NCBI's taxonomy places the organism in Eukaryota, Ciliophora, Oligohymenophorea, Peniculida, Parameciidae.
AUGAAUAUAAAUAAACUUUAAAUCAGACAUUAAUCUCAGCCAUCAAUUUGGAGUGUGCAUCAGCCUCAAAUAAAACUGUGUACCAGACCAAAAAUCAAUCAGAAGAGAAUUGUUUUACCUAUUAUCACUCCAAAUCCAACUGUUGGCUACUAUUCUCCCAAUUUACAAAGCAUAUACUCUAAUCCCAAAAUUGCUAGAAUGCGUAGUAUUACCAAAAUUCCAACUAACAAUGACUAUUCUAUAGAAAAAUUAAAACACCAAUCAAACACCAAAAAGUCUUCUUCAAAACUUUCUAUUUUAGAGAUGAUGCUCAAAGAAGUCAAUGAAGAAGUUGAUCAGGAUUUAAGGGAUAAUCCUGUAUAUAAUUGCAUUAUAUGAAUUUUAGAAAUGUUCGAAAACUCCUCUAUAAUUACAACCGUUGAAUGAUAAUUUUAUAGAUUAACUCAAAUACCUGAGGUAGAAUUUGAAAAGACUUCUUAAAAAGAAAAUAUGAU